Molecule: messenger RNA, 2061 nt
Organism: Nicotiana tabacum (common tobacco)
Lineage: Eukaryota; Viridiplantae; Streptophyta; Magnoliopsida; Solanales; Solanaceae
Source: RefSeq, a predicted model, not a curated record
AUGGGAAAACUAAUCGGAAGGUCACUAUCAACUUUAGCAUCAUCAUCAUCCUUUUCAGAUAUUCACAACACGAUCAAUCAAUUGGUUCUGAAGGGACAAUAUGAUCAAGCGCUUGAACUUUACAGUGCAAAAGUUCACUGCUUUUCCAACUCCCAUGCAAAUACCACCUUCCUUCUUCCUUCAAUCAUCAAGGCUUGUGCUCAUUUGAAAACCCAUCAAUUCUUCGGCUGUCAGCUUCACUGCUAUGUACUUAAAAAUGGGUAUUCUUCAGAAUCCACAAUAUCCAAUUCUCUUAUAUCAAUGUAUGCAAAAUUCUCUGAUACAAAAUCUGCAUACCAACUGUUUGAUACAAUGCCGAAGAGAGAUACCAUCUCCUGCAAUUCCAUGAUAAAUUGCUAUUAUCAAAAUGGGUAUUUAUUUCAGUCAUUGGAGUUGUUUAAGGAUAUGUAUGUACAGGGUUUUACGCCAAAGCCUGAGUUAAUGGCUUGCAUUUUAUCUGCAUGUGUUGAGACCAAGAAUUUGAAACUAGGAAGAGCUAUCCAUGCUCUUACAAUAGUUGAUGAAAGAAUAGAAAAUUCAAUUUUCUUUCUAACUGCAUUGGUAGACUUCCAUUGGAAAUGUCGUGAGCCUGAUUCGGCUUACCAUGUUUUUCAGAGAAUGGAAGUGAGAAACGAGGUAUCAUGGACUGCAAUGAUAUCUGGAUGCAUAGCUGAGGAGUUGUAUGCCAAAGCACUUGAAUUAUUUCGCACAAUGCAGGUGGAAGAUAUUAAACCAAAUAGAGUUACAUUGACUAGUAUAUUACCAGUUUGUGCUGAGUUGGGUGCAGUAAAGUAUGGAAAAGAGAUUCAUGGAUAUGCAUUUCGCCAUGGAUUUGACUCGGAUUCUCAAUUUUCAUCUGCUAUUGUACACAUGUAUUCUCAAUGUGGGGAAACAUUGUGGGGUAUAAAGAAAAUAUUCAACGGUUCAACUAAAAAAGAUGUGGUAUUGUGGACUGCUAUCAUAACAAGCUAUUCUCGAAAUAAAUCUAGAUGUCGAGAAGCUAUAGAGCUUUUCAAUGAGAUGCAGCUGAGUGGAAUUCGACCAAAUGAUGUUACUUUAUUGGCGGUAAUCUCUGCUUGUACUAAUCUGUUAUCAGUAUCUCAUGGCCGAGGAAUGCAUGGCUAUGUUUUUAGAAGUGGUCUUAAUUCACGGUUGUUCAUUGGUAACUCCUUCAUAAAUAUGUACUCAAAAUGUGGUUUUCUUAUGGACUCUGCUCAAGUUUUCCAAGAGAUGGCUAUAAGAGAUUCUGCAUCAUGGAGUGCAUUAGUCAGUGCUUAUGGGACUCAUGGUUUUGGAGAUAAAGCCUUGGAUCUUUUUCAUGAGAUGAAAGAGAGUGGGAUAAAGAUUGAUUCCAUUGCAUUACUUACAGUUUUAUCAGCUUGUAAUCACUGUGGUCUUUUUGAGGAGGGAAAAAAGCUCUUUGAUGAAGCGUCAAAGGAUAAGAGCUUCUCAAUGACUGUGGAGCUCUAUGCUUGCUACAUUGAUCUCCUGGGAAGGGCAGGUAAGCUAGAAGAUGCUAGUGAAGUCAUUAGCAGAAUGCCUAUGAAACCUAGCAACAGAAUUUGGAGUUCACUGAUUGCGUCUUGUAAAUUACAUGGAAGACUGGAAGUUGCAGAACAUUUGGCUCACAGACUCACCAACUCUGAACCCGGAAAUGCUGCUAAUUUUGCUUUAUUAAGCUUGGUAUAUGCUGAAUCUGAAAACUGGCCUGGAGUGGAAGAUGUAAGCUCCGUCCCAUCAUGCAAUGCACUUGAUUCUGAAGAAGAAUCUGAGAGCAAGAAGCCAUUUUACUAUAGGUCAAAUGGCUCUCCUUAUACCAAAUCUAGAGUGAGUUUUGACAAAAACACUUCAGAUGCCUCCCCUACUGGUUCCACAAGAGAAGUGCAGGAAGGGAUAGAUACGAGGGUCAGCUCACAAGUUCGACCCGUGGAAGCAACCACUAAUGCUUGUAUCAUGGAUGUAAGAGCUGUUGAAGUUUCUGUUUAUGCAUAUGUUAAGCAGACAAUAUGUGCUCAAUUUUAG